AUGGAUGAAAAUAAUCAUAGUUAUGGAAGAAAUAUGAAUUUGGCAGAAUAUUUAUGGGCAAGAUUUGAGCAUACUAGUAAUCGUGUAUCAAUUAGUGUUUUUAUUCCUAAUUUGAUGUGUUACUGUAUCAAAAUAUAUAUAGGUAAGGAUUGUGAUGCAUCAGUGCUAGUAGAAGGGGAUGGAACUGAGAAAGCAGAUCCUGCAAAUAAAUCUCUAGGAGGAUUUGAAGUAAUAGAGACGGCUAAAAGAGAGCUAGAAUUGUUCUGCCCUGGAACUGUUUCAUGUGCUGAUAUUCUUGCACUGGCUGCUAGAGAUGUUGUCAUGAACAAUCUAACAACACUGCUAUCAUUAGAUGAUCUUGAAAGAUUUAAGGCAUGCUCUAAGUUAGAGAUGCGGGUCACUAGUACCGGAUGUUUCUCUUCAUCUUGA
This is a messenger RNA of Chenopodium quinoa (quinoa), 429 nucleotides long. RefSeq names its product basic peroxidase-like. The record is from RefSeq and is a predicted model, not a curated record. The transcript has 4 exons. Lineage: Eukaryota; Viridiplantae; Streptophyta; Magnoliopsida; Caryophyllales; Amaranthaceae. Gene Ontology annotation, molecular function: peroxidase activity; heme binding. Gene Ontology annotation, cellular component: plant-type cell wall; plasmodesma. Gene Ontology annotation, biological process: response to oxidative stress. Bases 1 to 429 code for a protein of 142 amino acids.